AUGACUAACGUUGUUACGUCCUCAGAUAGUUCGUAUACAGUCGUAGCAGAUAGGAAAUUGGGCAGAUGCCGAAAGUCAAAUGUUACGACAAGGCCACUACACGGCUGCUCAGUACUGCACCGAAACACCAACACGCUCAAUGGAUCAAUAAUGGCUCAAGCCUCAGCACAAGGCCACUAA
Plenodomus lingam JN3 is the source of this 180-nucleotide messenger RNA. Lineage: Eukaryota; Fungi; Ascomycota; Dothideomycetes; Pleosporales; Leptosphaeriaceae. The record is from RefSeq and is a predicted model, not a curated record.